CGCGCCUUGUAGUGGAUGGGACCUCGGCUGCCGGCCCCUGCAUGGGGCUUGUUGGCUGGCUGACCUGCAGGCUGGAGGGGGGGGGGGGCACAUCGCCUGGUGAUCUGCCACAGCUGCAAGCAAGUUGGGGGUGAGAGGGAUGCUGGCCGAGAGAGUACUGAUUUGUUUCUGAGUAUGUUCUUUCAUGGGUGAUGUGGUUUGAAUCGACCCCACGGCGGUGGCCAGUCAAGCAGUUCAAAUUACGAGGAGUGCAGCCAAUAGUUUAGUCCCCUCAGGGCUGUCACUGAUUCCAGUUCCAGCUGCCCUCCACCGGGGUCAACUGUCCCUUUCAGCAAGAUGUGAAGCAACCAUCGUUGAGUUCUCUUCUACCGGCUGUUCAAGUUGAUGUGGUGAAAGCAGACAACUCACGGCCGGAUUGAACCCAUCAUUGAGCCUACUGAACAAGAUAUAGUUGCAACCAAGUCACUACCUGCAGCUCGCAGCCAAGGGGCUCCAGUGCAAGCAGGAUCUCGAGAAGCACUCGCAGGGCCGCGGCAACGGCUGGGAUGUCCCAGAGGAUCUCCACCUUGGUUGUGGUCGGGGGUGAGGCCGGCUCCGGCCUGUCACCGGAGGUGAGGGGGGCUAGCAGGGCGGGGAGAAGCCGACAAUGCACCCGGGGAACAGGGGUGCUUCCGCUUCCGCCCUGACAUGCCGGGGUCGUGGAUGGGAACAAGACAAUUCAACGGGCAACGCAACGGGCAUUCAGCGCAAUUGCUGAGGCGCUCUUGUCUGUAGAUUGGGCGCCGAGUGGCUGUUAUCAGACUCGCCCGUGCACAUUGACUGCUCAAGUGGCCGACCUCGGGAAGUGAGAGCUGUGUUGGCAAGCGUUGCCCGUCGAUGGAGGAAGCGAGAUGGGCUGACUCUCCACCACACACACCCACCCGCACCCACAACUGCCUCUUUUUAUCUGCAACCGCUGCAGCUGCUUCCUUCCCGCCAACAGCCACCUUCGCCCAGCUUUGCCGGCUCGCCCAAGACACUUCCCUUCCAAGCACCGAAUCCGAAUCCCUUCAGCGCUUCAGGGCUUGACCAAUCCUCACGCGACAGACAGCCCGCCAAGCAGCACAAAAUAGCAGCAAAAAUGGCAGCAACCACUACGCCACUGCCAAUGCCUCCCUUUGUGGACGUCCCAGGCCUCCCCAACUUCCGCGACUGCGGCGGCUAUCCAGUCACCAACACCAGCGGCGAGGACGGCGAUGGGGAGCCGCGCAAGAUCAUCCGCCGGGGCAUCCUCUUCCGCUCCAGCGAGCCCUCGCUGCUGACGGACGACGGCAUCGCCGUCCUGCGCGACACCCUGCGCAUCUCGCACGUCUUUGACCUGCGGUCCCUGCCAGAGCUAAAGCACGACGCCGAGCUCGGCGGCAGGCAGCCGAGGGAGUGGGACGGCGCCCAGAGGAUCUUUGCGCCUGUCUUCUUGGACGAGGAUUACAGCCCUGAGGCUGUUGCGAGGCGGUAUGCGCAUUUCUCAAGCGCCGAGGGCGGGGGCUUCGUGCACGUCUACGACCGCAUCCUCAAGAGCGGAACUGACCCCAGCGGCGCACAACCCUUCGCCGCCGUCCUGCGCCACCUCGCCUCGGCAUCGCAGGCCCCUACGCCGAUCCUGACGCACUGUACCGCCGGCAAGGACAGGACAGGCGUCCUGUGCGCGCUCGUGCUGUCUCUGUGCGGCGUGCCCGACGACGCCGUCGCCCACGAGUACUCGCUGACUGACCUGGGUUUGGGCCACCGCCGUGCCGAGUUCGUCGAGAGCCUGACGCGCUCCGGCCCGCUCAAAGGCGACCGAGCUGCCGCCGAGCGCAUGGUUGGCUCUCGACCUGAAGCUAUGCUGGGCACGCUGGCGCUGAUCCGCCGGGAGUAUGGGGGCGUCGAGGCUUUCGUCAAGGGGCGGUGCGGAUUGUCUGAUGAGGAGAUUGGGCAGAUUAGGAGGAAUCUAGUUGUUGAGAUUGGCGGGGUUCACCGGCCUGUUGACUGGCAGGAGCAUCAAAAGCUGCUGGUUGUGGCGUGACGCGUGGCAGAUCAGGCUAUGACGGCUCCAAAGGAGGGUGUCUGCAUUCGGGGCCGUUCUCUUUUUUUCAGGGGUAGAUAGAGCCGGCAUUGCGAGGAGUUCUGACGCGCCGUACGCAGUCUGAAAAUACACACUAUCAUGACAA
Molecule: messenger RNA, 2189 nt
Organism: Diaporthe batatas
Lineage: Eukaryota; Fungi; Ascomycota; Sordariomycetes; Diaporthales; Diaporthaceae
Exons: 2
Coding region: 1121-2044 (307 amino acids)
Biological process (GO): dephosphorylation
Molecular function (GO): phosphoprotein phosphatase activity
Source: RefSeq, a predicted model, not a curated record